This is a messenger RNA of Alternaria arborescens, 774 nucleotides long. RefSeq lists its product as hypothetical. NCBI's taxonomy places the organism in Eukaryota, Fungi, Ascomycota, Dothideomycetes, Pleosporales, Pleosporaceae. The record is from RefSeq and is a predicted model, not a curated record. Bases 1 to 774 code for a protein of 257 amino acids. The transcript has 3 exons.
AUGGUAGCAGGAAACUUCGACGAGCCCGCCUCACUCGACGCUGCGUUCAAAGGGGCAUCGGCCAUCUUUAGCGUGACGGACUAUUGGAUUCUUUACGGAUCCCUUUUGGCACGGCAGCAGUCUUCCGCCAACGGUCAAAGCACGAUGCUUCUCGCGAAGGAAAAGGAAAUUCAACAGAACAAGAACAUCAUUGAUGCUGCUGCCAAAGUUGAGACCCUAGAAAGGUUUAUCUUUUCUAGUCUGCCCAACACCGAGAAACUCAGUGGAGGAAAAUACUCCCACACGAGUGUGCUCUAUGCGGGCUUCUUCCUGGAGAACUACCUCAAGCCUGAUGCAAGCGCAUAUCGUCCAAAGCUGGACAAUACUAAAAAUACACUGUCUUUGGCAGCCGUUGGCACGGUACAUCUUCCCAUGUUCUCGGCAAAGGCUAAUACCGGGCCUAUUGUCCACGCCCUUAUCCGCGAGGCAGCUGGCCAGAAGGUCAUUGCUAGUAACACAUGGCUCACUUUCCAAGAUUUUGCAAGGACACUAGCCAAUGUUCUUAGUAAGGACAUUGAAUUUACCAACGAACAGCCGAGCUUCAACAUAAGUGAUCCAGAGCUGGGACAGAAUUUUGCAGACAUGAUGGGGUGGUAUAUAGAGUUCAACUACGACGGCAGCAAGGUUGACAAGAGUGUGAUACAACCCAAGGAUCUUGGCGUUGAAUCGCACCUAAUGUCUGUAGAAGAGUGGUGCCGAAAGCAGGACUGGGAAAGAAUUCUAGAUGUUACCUAA